This is a messenger RNA of Lactuca virosa, 210 nucleotides long. Lineage: Eukaryota; Viridiplantae; Streptophyta; Magnoliopsida; Asterales; Asteraceae. The record is from the annotation of a GenBank genome assembly.
AUGAUGUCGAAGACAAAGACACACGAGGCAUUGACACUUCUAACCCUAGCUCAGUCGCUCCAUCAUUCGUUGUUCGCUGGAAAACCUAUCCACCUCGGUACCUCUCAAUCAUCGCUGAUAGCUCCUCUCACCUCUGCACUGGAAUCAAUCAGGUAUUUGAAAAACUGGGAUUUAGUUGCUGUCAAUUUUGAUCAUAUCACACUGCCCUAA